Messenger RNA from Pollicipes pollicipes, 3004 nucleotides. RefSeq names its product tyrosine phosphatase IA-2 (gene IA-2). Gene Ontology annotation, molecular function: protein tyrosine phosphatase activity. Lineage: Eukaryota; Metazoa; Arthropoda; Thecostraca; Pollicipedomorpha; Pollicipedidae. Gene Ontology annotation, cellular component: synapse; secretory granule. The record is from RefSeq and is a predicted model, not a curated record. Gene Ontology annotation, biological process: regulation of secretion; protein dephosphorylation.
CUAGGUGACAUGUCCUGACGACCAUGCCCGCGCGGUCCGGCCAUGAGGCGCGGCGCGACAUGGCUCUGCGCUCUGGUCGUGCUGCUCCUGGCACCCGCACCCGCCCUCCCGCUGGACUUCAUCGGAUGCUUGUUUGAAGAUCUCUGCGAAGAUUUCGAACGCUGCUUCAGCGAUGGCGCGUUCGGGCGGUGCGUGUCCAACUUUGCCAAGGACGAGGACCUAAAGAGAGUGGAGCUAUCCAGCGAUGAUCUGUCCGAGCUGGCCAAUCUUCUGGGACUGCUGGUAGCGGAGGGCCACCGAUGGUCACACAUCUACACCCAGUGCAUUCUGCAGACCAAGCUCCUGGCACUCGAGACCGGGCAGAGGCACGAUGGCUCCGCCUGCGAGCUCGUCAACGACCAGCCAGGGCUGCCGCCGGGGUCACACGGCGUGCCGGCCCUCCCCGUCGACGACGACGAACCUCCGCCGCAGGACACCGACACCGCUGAUGCCCUGGUCCGGUUCAGCCCGCCCGGUGACGGGUACGCCGAAGAACUCUACGUACCCACCGCCUACCGGACGAUGGACGAAACUCUAAUGCCGGAGAGCGACCAGCCGCCGCCGCCGUUCGAGUGGACGUGGCCACCUGCCGACGACCAGCCGGCAGACAUCAACAACAACAUAUUCAACAGCGACUCAUCCAGCGUCUUCUUCCCGACCGCCCUGAAGAGAUCGUCGGCACCGCUGGAGGACAGCGCGCCGGCCUACAUGCUGGCGCCGCCGACGCAGGCCAAGCUGGAACAGCUGGAGCAGCUGCUGCAGGACAUGAACCGCGAGCUGCAGCUGUCCGAGGCCGAGCUUUCGGACGACCUGGAGCUGGUGGGCUCGCCGCCCGACUACGAGGACGCGCUGGACGAGCUGCAGCGGGCGGAGCAGGAGGACGACGAGUCCGGGCCGCGCUCGCCGGCCGAGCUGGUCAUCGACUACGAGCCAGCCGAGUACGCCAACUACGCCAGCUACGCCGACUACUACGACGCCGACCCGAUACCGCUGAGCGUGCGCUCGGACCCAGAGUUCCGGCGCGCGGAACGGCUGGACAUCAAGAAGCCCGGCCCCUGGUUCGGCGUCAACAACUACGCCUUCGACUACGACUAUGACGGGAAGGCGCCGCCCAUGGAGGAAGAUAUGGGGCCGCUACCGAUGGAGCCGAUGGAGUCACCCAUGUCCCCACCACUGCCCGUGUCUCGGCACAAGUCUGCAGAGGACUUCUCCGUGGACAGUGUGGACAGCGAGUCGCAGCGUGUGGACGAGGUGGCGAAGGACGUCACCGUGGCCCCGGCGGCACAAACCGAGCCCACGGCGACAGAUACCCCCCAGGUACGAACCGAAAGACUCCCGCGUCGCGCGACUGAACAACGAAACAAGAAGUCCCUGACGAGCAAGUUCACGCGCUACCCGGACCCGAAGGACGCCAUCGACACCACUUACACCUACCUGAAAGUGAAGGACUCAUUCCAGACCUGGAAGAGCGGAAAGCAGCUGGUGGAGCAGCUGGAGGAGGACCUAUCUCUGCCGCGCAACACCUUCGACAACAUCAGAGUUGUCGGCGACCAAGUGAUGUUUAAAGUAAAACCGAACCCAGUUGGUUACAACUCAUCAGUAGUGGCGGCCAAAAUAGGGGGCCUGCGAGGAUCACUGGAGAAAGAUCUUGGCGUGACGAUUGUGGCGGCAGGAGUUGGUGACGGGGAAGGUGAACAAGUCGUACCGCGGCCGCUCCUGCCCGGUGAUCGUGCACUGCAGCGACGGCUGCGGCCGCACCGGCACCUACUGCCUCAUCGACAUGGUGCUCAACCGCAUGUCGAAGGGCGCCAAGGAGAUCGACAUCGCCGCCUCGCUGGAGCACAUCCGCGACCAGCGCGCCGACAUGGUGCGCACGCGCGGCCAGUUCGAGUUCGUGCUGAUGGCGGUGGCCGAGGAGGUGCACGCCAUUCUGAAGGCGCUGCCGCAGUGAGCGGCGCGGCGCCGCAUCCGCCGCCGCCCUCCCAGUAUUACGUCAGACGUCGCUGUUUGUGUGUCGUUGGUGUUUGCGUCUAUUGGUGUUCAGUGUUGGCUGUUCAGGGAGUGUGAGAAGCGCGGGCGGGGCCGGGCGAUCGCGCAGGGCCGGCCCGGAGUGGCUCGGCCGUGGAGGGGACCCGUCUCGCCGGGGUAGCCGGGACAGCCAGCCAGCGGCUGGUAACCCGGCGCUUCUCAACCGCCGUGCGAUGGGCAAGGCGUCACCAAAUGCUCCAUGACUGGCCAAAGAAGCGGACAGAGUGCAAAACCGUACUGCGGAGCUUGCUUGCGUCGGGGUUACAGAAACCCCCCAAGCGGGAAGACGAGUGCACAACUGACUCGCACGGGUGUCAGUGCCCCCCACCCCCGCAUAGUUCGACCCGCACACCCGCCAGCUGUUGCCCUCCGCAGGCCGACCCGCCCAACCCGAUCCCUGGUCCCAGCUCAGAAGGCCGCACCUGGAGCAAAUCAAUCGAAGGCCAGACCUGCCCUGUCGAUGUCGCAACUGGAGAAAACCAAAAAACGCGAAAGGCUUGAUGCGGCGCAGAGCUUGGAGUGUGGUCCCCCGGGAGUCGGCGCUGUGCCCGACCGCCCGUCAUCGGUUGGAAGCCCCUCCUCCUUAGAAGCCAUUUUGGACCCAGCCUCCCAAAACGGUUUCUUCCUUUUCCAUUCGAUGACGGCGCGCUCCGCCGCGGCGUCGGAUCCCGGCCGCGAUGUCAUGUCGACCGCAGCGCCGCCACCAGCGGAAAUCAAGAACUAACACUUGCUUUCCGCUACCGGUGGCGCGUGCUUUCCGCAGAAAACGUUACAAAAAAGGAGUUCGUGUUAAUAGGUGGACUAGGAUAGAAGUUGCCUGUUAAUGUAAGAUGUUUAUUCUGGUUGUCUCUCGCCAAGAUAAACUAUUUUUGUGAUCCAUGUCGCGGUCCUUGGGCGCCCGGUAAGUAGGCAUCAAAUAGACAAACAUUUCGUUGUA